AUGUCCAAUUUCAUGCACAAGGUCAAGGAAGCAAUGACCGGUCAUCAUAAGGAUACAUCUGAAGCCCACGACAUCCGAGCCCACCAAGAUGACCAUGGAUCCUCCAAUCUCUGCAGCACAGAAUCAAAUCCGGACAAGUACAACUCGUCUAGCAUGAAUCCAUCUUCCGGAAUGAGCUCUAACAAUCCCCACGGCGCUGGCUCAACCGGCAUGAAUGCCGGUCCUCACGAUUCAAAGAUGGCAAACAAGAUGGACCCUCGUGUAGAUAGUGACAUGGAUCACCGCGCUCAAUACUCCGGAGCCACCAACCCCCAAUCGUCCAGCAAUGCUCCUAGCAACAUGACCCCCCACGGACAGUCACCCACCCAAGGCGUUGACAAUCAUAUGUCCAGCAAAGACGAUUAUCACAAGUCAACACAGGAGAACAAGUCCCAGUCCCGAACCUCCGAUAACUAUGACGGCCAAUGGAGUAGCGAGCAAAGUCAUGAAACCUCUAUGCAAGAGCACAAGUCUCACUCAGCUACCAGCCAUGCCAUGCCAUGUCAGACUGAUAUCCAGAACGAGCUGGGCUUGGAUAAUCGUGCUGCAGGGACGAGAUUCGGUGGUAAUGCCGAUGGCGGUAGUAGCAACAUGAUGGAUGCUGGACAGCGUUCUGGUGCUCGGAAUGCGGAUCCUAUGAAUAAACUUGAUCCUAGAGUGGCCCGAUCGAAUGAGCAAGCGGGUUUCGCUGAUCAGCGGGGUGGAUACUAG
Messenger RNA from Penicillium paradoxum, 750 nucleotides. RefSeq lists its product as uncharacterized. The record is from RefSeq and is a predicted model, not a curated record. The transcript has 2 exons. The coding region runs from base 1 to 750 and encodes 249 amino acids. NCBI's taxonomy places the organism in Eukaryota, Fungi, Ascomycota, Eurotiomycetes, Eurotiales, Aspergillaceae.